Messenger RNA from Durio zibethinus, 2117 nucleotides. Its product is annotated as putative protein phosphatase 2C 53. The record is from RefSeq and is a predicted model, not a curated record. Gene Ontology annotation, biological process: protein dephosphorylation. Gene Ontology annotation, molecular function: cation binding; protein serine/threonine phosphatase activity. NCBI's taxonomy places the organism in Eukaryota, Viridiplantae, Streptophyta, Magnoliopsida, Malvales, Malvaceae.
UUGACCCCACGUGCCAGAGAAGAAAGGGCGCUUGAAUUAUCUACCUUUAUCCAGAAUUCAACUUAGUCAAACUCCAAACUCUAUCCUGAAAAACCGACCACAAAACGGCUCCGUAGCAUUCGUCUUCUCAAGUGUCUAUAAAAGUAGAAAGCUUUUUCUCGAUUUCGUUUUCGGUUAGCUUGGCCUCGUGUCGGCGAUUUCUUCGUUCCUUUAGCUACGCAAAAAGACGAAAAAGGACAUGCCUUGGCCUCUAAUGGUUCCAACUUCUCCCAUUUUCUCACCCAAAAAAGUCUCUUCGAUUUUCUGCAAAUCGGACGGUUCAUCUUUCUCCUCAUCUCCACGCAUCAACGGCUCUCAAGCGCCUCCAUCUCCGUCGACGUCAUCUCUUCCUUUAUCCUCUCCCAAAUCACCAAUUCCACUGUCACCCACCUUAGUUAAGACACCGCCGUCGCCGUCAUCAUCAUCAUUGAAAUCUCCGUUGUCCCUUUGCGUCCCAAAGCAACAGCUUUCUUCGGGAGUCGAUACGGUGCGUUCGGUGGUGAAGAGGAAGAGGCCAACGAGGAUAGAAAUACCGAGCCCAAUGGCGGUCAAGCUGGGGUUCGCGGCGGAGACGCCGCGAGGAGAGGAGGAGGUGCAGGUGGAAGGGGAAGGAUAUUCCGUUUAUUGUAAGAGAGGUCGAAGGGGGACAAUGGAAGACUGUUACUCUGCCGUUAUUGAUCUUAACGGAGAUCCCAAACAGGCUUUCUUUGGUGUUUUUGAUGGCCAUGGGGGUUCAAAGGCUGCUGAAUUCGCGGCAAAGCACUUAGAUAAGAAGGCAAUGGAGGAGCUAUCAAAAAGAUGUGGGGAUGCCAUUGAAGAAGCAAUUAGGGACGCAUACGUAACCACAGACAUGGAUUUUCUAAAGCAAGAUCUGGGUGGUGGUGCUUGCUGUGUCACUGCAAUGAUUCAUAAAGGUGAUCUUGUUGUAUCAAAUGCCGGUGAUUGUCGUGCUGUUCUGAGCCGAAAUGGGGUAGCAGAAGCUUUGACUUCUGAUCACCAGCCUUCAAGGAAGGAUGAGAGAGACAGAAUUGAAGCUUUGGGUGGUUAUGUGGAUUGUUGCCAUGGUGUUUGGAGAAUUCAAGGUUCUCUUGCUGUAUCAAGAGCAAUUGGUGAUAAACAUCUUAAACAAUGGGUAAUUGCAGAACCUGAGACGAAAAGGUUAAAAAUUAUGCCUGAGUGUGAGUUUUUGAUCCUGGCAUCCGAUGGUCUUUGGAAUAAGGUUACUAAUCAAGAGGCAGUAGAUUUGGUUCGGCCUUUCUGCGAUGGUGUGGAUAAACCUAAGCCAUUUUCUGCUUGCAAAAAGCUUGCUGAAUUGUCAUCAUGGAGAGGCUCGUUUGAUGAUAUUAGUGUGAUGAUAAUUCAGCUACAAUGUUUUGUUUCUGGACUCGUCUAGGGUAAGACUUGUUUAGAAAGGAUCGGAGAAAGCUUUUGCUCCUCCUUCAAGUCUUCCAUUUUGAAUCAGAAACUUGCAGCUAUUGAGCUAGAAGACCACUUAGACCAGGGACAGUAGAAUGCUGCAGUUGGUUAUGGUAGUGACAGGGUGCAUUGAAUGGCUGCAAUAUUGGCUGGGAUGCCAAACUUUUCUUGCAGAUCAUCAGACUGUGAUCAUGCCCCCAUGCGGAUGUGUUAUCUCAUGAUCUCAAGUAGCUUAUGAUUGAGGUCUCCAAUGGCUUCCCACCACCAUGGUAUCGCGAAGACGGUUUGCGAUUGCCUCAUCAGAAGAUGGAUGGUAUUGACUGAUCAGAGAUCCUCAAAUAGAUAUGAUACUAGUUCUUGAAGACAGAGUAGGAGCAGUUGUAGCAGUUACCAUGGUCAACCCUACAAGUUUACAUUUUGACUAGCUUUUACACCUUUUUAUGGGGUUAGGAACUCAGCAUUCAAUUGUUCCAAAGUCAAGAAAUGGCUUCUGAAUUGUUGUUAGACUAAAUGGGUCACGUUUGGCAGCUGGCUUGGCACUUCUCCUAUAAUGGAUUAACGAUUUCUCUUAAUCCUCUUUAUUUUAGUAAUGAUGCAAUUAAAUUAAUUCAUGUUUGCCUCUCCUUUGUCUGUUAAAAAUGCAAUUUAGCUGCUUUUAAAAU